This is a messenger RNA of Neocloeon triangulifer, 1936 nucleotides long. RefSeq names its product dnaJ homolog subfamily C member 3 (gene P58IPK). The transcript has 10 exons. The record is from RefSeq and is a predicted model, not a curated record. Gene Ontology annotation, biological process: protein folding in endoplasmic reticulum. Lineage: Eukaryota; Metazoa; Arthropoda; Insecta; Ephemeroptera; Baetidae. Gene Ontology annotation, molecular function: protein-folding chaperone binding; misfolded protein binding. Gene Ontology annotation, cellular component: endoplasmic reticulum. The coding region runs from base 124 to 1581 and encodes 485 amino acids.
AAUCAGCUGUCGCCGCGCACUCGACGUUGCAUUGAUAAAGUUUGCUGAACAUUAUGGCUUUGAGAUGAUUUUGCGAGAAGUUUUCGUCAGAUCGGCACUUUUGGACAUAGCGUGAAGAUCAAAAUGGACCACAGAAAGCAGUUAAAGAUGUGGCUGGCCGCGUUGUUUGGUUUCUUUUUAGUCUUAGACGAAUACCACUGUGAUCAAAGUAACGACGUCGAAAAGCACUUAGAAAUGGGCCGACUCAUGUUGGCUAGGAACCAGCUCCAAGAUGCUCUCACACAUUAUCAUGCUGCCGUCGAGGGUGAUCCAAACAAUUAUUUGACGUUUUUCAAACGUGCCACCGUGUAUCUGGCCCUUGCGAAGGCCAAAUCCGCCCUUGCAGAUCUCGAAAGAGUUCUCCAACUAAAGCCCGACUUUACCGCUGCGAGACUGCAAAUGGCACAAGUCAUAUUAAAGCAGGGUGACCUUGACACAGCCCAGCAGGUCUUUUAUGAUGUGCUGUCAAUCGCACCUUCAAAUGAAGAAGCAAUGCAUGGCAUUGAGAAAAUCGAGCCACUGAAACAAACUAUCGAGAGUGCUAGACUUCUGCAGGUUCAAGGGGACCACCCCAGUGCCUAUUCUCUUUUGACCUCAGCCAUCGAGUCAAUCCCUUGGGACGCAUCAUUAAGGGAAAUGCGGGCCGAGAGUCGACUGGCCCUUGGUGACGCAAGAGGUGCCAUUGCAGAUAUAAGGAGUGUCACCAGAAUGAGCAACGACAAUACUGCUGGGUAUUUGAGAUUGUCCAUGAUGUACUACGAUAUUGGCGAGGCUGAAGAGUCACUCAGGGAGAUUCGCGAGUGCCUACGUCUUGACUCAGAGCACAAAGAAUGUUUUGCACACUACAAACUGGUCAAGAAAGUUGCAAAAGCAAUGGGAGACAUGACCAGUGCAGAGAAUGGCGAGGAUUUCGAGACAUGUGCGUCCGAAGGAAGAAAAGUACUGAAGUUCGAGCCCAGAGUUGCUUUGGUCAGGUUCUUGGCCUACGAGACCCUGUGCCGAUGCGAACGUCGUCUUGGACAUGUGACGGAAAGUUUGGAAAGCUGCAGUGAGGCGCUCAAAAUCCAAAGACUCCAGUCUGUGUUGUGCGACCGAGCCGAAACUUAUCUUGACUCUGACAUGUUUGAUGAUGCCAUUCACGACUAUCACGCAGCUUUAGAGAUAGAGGAAGGAAUGCAGAGGGCCCGAGAGGGCAUAGAAAGGGCCAAGAAAUUGCAAAAGCAGUCGGAGAGAAGAGAUUAUUAUAAAAUAUUAGGCGUAUCAAGGCACGCCACAAAAAAAGACAUCAUCAAGGCAUACAGGAAAGCUGCUCAGCAGUGGCACCCAGACAAUUUUCAGAAUGACGAGAAUGAGAAAAAGUUGGCCGAGAAAAAAUUCAUCGACAUUGCUGCCGCCAAAGAAGUUCUCACUGAUCCUGAGAAACGGCAAAAGUUUGAUAAUGGGGAGGAUCCUUUAGACCCGGAAGGCCAACGCCAGCAGGGCUUCAACCCGUUCCAACAUUUCCACAACAGUCCCUUCCAGUUCAAGUUCCACUUCAACUGAAAAGUUUUUUCUAGUUGCCCUUGAUUUGGACGCCUAGAGUGAUCCUCAAAGACAAACAUGUUAUUAUUUGCCCAAGUUUUAAAAUGAAAUUAAUAUCCCCUCAUUUGUGAUUUUGUGGUGCGCUGAAUGGACAUCAUAAUUAAAAAAAAAAUGAGAAGUACAGGUUAGGUUUAUAUGAAAGAUUUGAGUUGUGGGGGGUAUAUUGUGUGUGUUAUGAAAUCUUGUGAAAUUAAUUGUGAACAUACAGUUUGUACAAAUUGUUAUUCAUAAUUUAUUAAUAAAAUCGUCAAGCACUUAAUACAAAAUGUGAUUAAAAUUUAUUUUUCAUAUUUUGUUUCAUAUGGUUCCGUAAUCA